AUGGAUCGUGCACUCCAGGAUGCCAAGAUUCAUGCACCGCGCUUCAGACAGGCCACACGAGAGAACGCGGCGGCGUAUACAAAGCCCUUUUGCGAUUUCUUGACUGAUAAUCCAACCGUGUUCCAUGCCGUGGACGCUUUGAAGAAGCAACUCAAAGACGCAGGUUUUACCGAGAUUUCCGAGAGGGACACUUGGAAGAUUGAGUGUUCGGGCAAGUACUUUGUCGAGCGCAACGGCUCUUCGAUGAUCGCCUUUGUGGUCGGUGCCAACUAUCAGCCUGGAAAUGGUGCCGCGAUUCUCGCUGGACACGUCGAUGCUCUCACAGCUAAGCUCAAGCCUGUCAGUCAAGUGCCUAACAAGGCAGGCUACCUUCAGCUCGGAGUGGCACCGUACGCAGGUGGCUUGGGCAGAACGUGGUGGGAUCGUGAUUUGGGCAUUGGCGGCCGAGUACACAUCAAGGAGGGCGGAAAGAUUGUGACCAAGCUGGUGAAGCUGGACUGGCCAAUUGCCAAGAUUCCAUCGCUUGCCGAACACUUUGGCGCCCCUGCAGCGGAGCCAUUUAUCAACCCCAACAAGGAGACGCGCAUGGUACCAAUCAUUGGCCUGGACACUGCUGAUGAGCGGGCCACUGCUCCUCUGGCGCCUGCAGAUCCCUUCGCACGACCAUCACUCCUAUGCAGUGGCAGCCCCGUCAACAGCUUCGUUCAGACCCAGCCACCUGCAUUGGUCAAGGCCAUUGGAAAUGCUCUUGGUCUUAACAGCGCCGAGACCCAUAACAUUGUCAACUGGGAGCUAGAGCUCUUUGAUGUGCAGCCAGCCACGGUAAUCGGGCUCAACAAGGAGCUGAUAUCAGCCGGCCGCAUAGAUGACAAGCUAUGCUCAUGGGCGGCGCUGCAAGCUCUGAUUGAGAGUCAAGCGUCCGACACCGAACACAGCUCUUUGAUCAAGGUGGUUGGUCUCUUCGAUGACGAGGAAAUUGGUUCUCUACUACGACAAGGCGCCAAGGGCAACUUCCUUCCUAUCACCCUUGAGCGUGCCGUUGGCGCUCUGUGCGGUCAUACCCCAGGCUCAGACGUGAUGGGCAGAACUUAUGCCAAUUCCUUCAUGGUCUCCUCCGACGUCUCACAUGCGGUCAAUCCAAACUUCACCGAGGUCUAUCUGGCUAACCACGCCCCCCAUCUUAAUGUCGGUAUUGCAAUUGCAGCCGACUCCAAUGGCCACAUGACAACAGACUCUGUUUCGACCACCAUUCUCAAGCGCUGUGCAGAUAUGGUUGGCGCGCAGCUCCAGGUUUUCCAAAUCAGGAACGAUAGCCGCUCAGGCGGCACGGUCGGUCCUAUGCUCUCUUCUGCACUUGGCAUUCGUGCCAUUGAUGCUGGUCUUCCGCAGCUGAGCAUGCACUCGAUUAGAGCAACGACAGGAGCACUCGACCCGGGUCUUGGUGUUUUGAUGUUUGCUGGAUUCCUCAACGGAUUCGAGGCGGUAGACAAGGAGUUGCAAGAGUAA
Messenger RNA from Sphaerulina musiva SO2202, 1506 nucleotides. Its product is annotated as vacuolar aspartyl aminopeptidase Lap4. The record is from RefSeq and is a predicted model, not a curated record. Gene Ontology annotation, cellular component: fungal-type vacuole. Gene Ontology annotation, biological process: proteolysis. Bases 1 to 1506 code for a protein of 501 amino acids. Lineage: Eukaryota; Fungi; Ascomycota; Dothideomycetes; Mycosphaerellales; Mycosphaerellaceae. Gene Ontology annotation, molecular function: zinc ion binding; metalloaminopeptidase activity. The transcript has 2 exons.